Talpa occidentalis (Iberian mole) is the source of this 887-nucleotide messenger RNA. RefSeq names its product eukaryotic translation initiation factor 1A, X-chromosomal-like. Gene Ontology annotation, biological process: translational initiation. The transcript has 4 exons. Gene Ontology annotation, cellular component: cytoplasm. NCBI's taxonomy places the organism in Eukaryota, Metazoa, Chordata, Mammalia, Eulipotyphla, Talpidae. Bases 220 to 495 code for a protein of 91 amino acids. The record is from RefSeq and is a predicted model, not a curated record. Gene Ontology annotation, molecular function: translation initiation factor activity; RNA binding.
GGAGGAGCAGGCCGUUUUCCGGCGGAAAUCGUACGUAUAGCAUUGUCUCAUACUAUAGAAACUCGCAGAUCUCGUUUGAGUUUACUCGCGAUAUUGGCUACCUCACAUGGCUGGAAAUUACUUUGUUCUCUAUGUGUUGUAACAAGAGUACGAGUUGCCUCGCCGCCGCCACCACUGAAGGACUUAGGGGAAUUUGAAAGGUCGAGGCCGGUCGCCGCCAUGCCCAAGAAUAAAGGUAAAGGAGGUAAAAAUAGGCGCAGGGGUAAGAAUGAGAAUGAAUCUGAGAAAAGAGAAUUGGUGUUUAAAGAGGAUGGGCAAGAGUAUGCUCAGGUAAUAAAAAUGUUGGGAAAUGGACGAUUAGAAGCAAUGUGUUUUGAUGGUGUAAAGAGAUUGUGUCAUAUCAGAGGAAAAUUAAGGAAAAAGGUUUGGAUAAAUACGUCAGACAUUAUAUUGGUUGGUUUACGAGAUUACCAGGUAACAAUUGCAUACUCUUAAAUUUGUACCUUUUUCUUGCAUUUAGCAUUUAAUAAGUCAUUAAUGUUUAGAACAUAAAAUAUUUGACCAAUUCUAGCCUAUUCUGCCUCCUGUUAAUCAGUGUUUAUUAUGGGUCAGUUGUCAUUGAGAUUAUGUUUUUCCUAAUUUACACAGUUAUUUGAUGAUACAUAUAUUUUAUGGGUAUGUUUUUACAGGUUUGGAUAAAUACCAUAGCCCAUUCUGUCCUCAUUCAUCUUAAGGCCACUUAUAUUAUAGGCAUUGUGCUAGGUAUUCCAGACUGUCUCAUUCCCGAAUACCAGUUUGUAAAGUAUUAUUGGAGGCUGAUAUUUUCACUGUUCUGUGGUGAAAUGAGAAGAUAUCCAGGUAUUGUAUAUUUCAUGAAGCAAAAUCGA